Cryptomeria japonica (Japanese cedar) is the source of this 892-nucleotide messenger RNA. RefSeq lists its product as uncharacterized. The record is from RefSeq and is a predicted model, not a curated record. Lineage: Eukaryota; Viridiplantae; Streptophyta; Pinopsida; Cupressales; Cupressaceae. The transcript has 9 exons. The coding region runs from base 129 to 701 and encodes 190 amino acids. Gene Ontology annotation, molecular function: oxidoreductase activity.
UAGCUCAAUAAUCCCCUUAUCCUCAUUUUUCCAAUGCAACACCUAGAGAACUGUCUAUAUAAGAUCUUUGUAAUCUGCAACUAUUCUCAUUCAAAUUAUACUAACACUUCAUAUUUUGCACCCAAACCAUGGAGUCCAAGCCCCUUCCUCUCUCAUCCAAUGCCCAAGAAUUCCACCUCCCAGAGCCAUUGACAGGUAAAGUCUGGAAGUUGGAUGAUUUUCAAGGCCACCCGGCACUUCUGGUUAUGUUUAUCUGUAACCACUGUCCUUUUGUCAUACACUUGAAGAAAGAGAUUUUCAAACUUACAAACGACUACAUGCCUAAGGGGCUCGGUGUUGUGGCAAUAUCUUCUAAUUAUACUGUCACUCACCCUCAGGAUGGUCCAGAUUUUAUGGCUGAAGAAGCCAAGAAAUUCGGCUAUCAGUUUCCAUAUCUUUAUGAUGAGACCCAAGAAGUUGCGCGGGCGUAUGGAGCUGUUUGCACUCCUGAAUUUUUCCUCUUCAAAAAGGAUGGAAACCAACCAUUUGAGCUUGCUUACCAUGGAAGGUUUGAUGAAUCACGACCCAGAAAUGACAAACCUGUUACAGGAAGUGACUUAAGGCAAGCAAUAGACUGUGUCUUGAGUGGUCAACCAGUGAACGCUGCUCAAAAACCAAGUAUUGGUUGCAGCAUUAAGUGGCACCCCAGUCAAAAUGCAUAAUUACUCUCUAUGGAAUGAGAGUAAUACCAACUUAUAUUACUACUCUUUUAUGGGAUUUAUUUGAUUAAGAGAGAUAAUUUAUGGGUUUUUUGAACUGUUCAUUACAGUCCUUUGUGUGUUGCCACUGUCAAGUGGUAAGAGAUGCUCGGAGUUAAAAAAGAGACUAUAAUCCAUUUAUGAGACAUUACUAA